Messenger RNA from Emericellopsis atlantica, 1593 nucleotides. RefSeq names its product allergen. The transcript is spliced from 2 exons. Lineage: Eukaryota; Fungi; Ascomycota; Sordariomycetes; Hypocreales; Bionectriaceae. The record is from RefSeq and is a predicted model, not a curated record. Bases 437 to 1357 code for a protein of 306 amino acids.
GUGGGAACCCCGACUAUGUGCGGGAGCAUGGAAUAGGGUUUGCUCUUACCAUCAUUGCCAUUCCGUCUCAGCCCAUUGCAAGCUGGUAGCACCACAAGAGAGCAGCUGCGUGAGGCCAUGGCCUGUUGAUGACAGCUAAGCUGACGGUCUGGGUGAGAUCAUCGAGUGACGUUGAGCUCAUCGUAUGACGUGGGAGAGGCUGACACUUGCUUAAGGCUCACGACAGGCGGGUGCCCGGGAGGCCUGGGUAAGUCGUCUCGGGGAUCUAUAUAGGGGCCAGCUGUUGCUCGCUUGGGAGUAGAAAGAUCUAGACCAAGCCAUUCGACCAUCAUCACCGAAGCAUCCUUGCAGAGACAACAACUCGAAACUCUCCUCCUUCACCUACAACGACUCACCACAACAUAUAUCAAAUCAACCAAAAGAACACACACUCAUCAUGCAGAAAGCAAAGGCCGCCGCUGCUAGCUUCCUCUCCAAGGAUGGCAAGCACAAGACCACCGUGGACCAAGAUGUCAACGCCGCCGUGACCGAGGAGCACGUCAAGCCUCAUGAGCACGAGACGGUCACCACGGCCGUUGACCGUGAGGUCCACCAGGACCACCAUCAGACCCGCAUCCAGCCGGUCAAGGCCAAGGAGACGCUGGCCGAGACGUCUGAGCACAUUAUGGAGCCCACGGUGCACAAGACGUUUGAGCACAGCAACGAGGCCCAGGAGCGCCAGAAGCUCGAGCAGGAGCGCGCCGCCUUCUCCAGCUCCAGCGUCACCCACGAGACGACGCACUCGACCACCAUGGCCCCGGCCAUCACGGGCGAGCGCGUUCACCACCACGUCCACGAGCACAUCCAGCCCGUGAUCCAGAAGGAGACCAUUGCACCCCACGUCGUGCACAAGACCGUCCCCAUCCACGAGACGCACCACGCCGCCCCCGUCCACCACGAGGUCACCACCCUCCCCGUCAAGACCCUCGAGGAGUUCCAGGCCGGCGGCGGUACCUUUCAGGGCGAGAACAUGCACGUCACCCGCGAGUACGAGGGUUGCCCCGGCCCUUACAACAAGGAUCGCGAGCUGCCCACCUCCGCCCUCGGCAGCGGUCACUCCCACCAGCACCUGACUUCGUCCACUGGCGGCGGUGGCGGCGAAUACACGACGAGCCGGGAGGCUGGCUUGGCUGGCACCUCCUCGUCUGGUGCUGCUGGUGCUUCCGCCGCGGACCGAACUCCGCGCACGGGGGAGAACCUGGGUGGAACUACGUCCGGCACUUCUGCCACUGGCGAGCGCCACAAGCCCUCACUCAGGGAGAGACUUGACCCCCGCGUUGACGCUGAUGGUGACGGUAAGAAGGGUGUCUUGGGUUGAAGGGCGUCUGUUAUGAGCGGUUCAGCGACUUUUCAAAUACCCUGAACGUCUGUGCUAUCAGAUAGUUGUAAUGCCAGGCUGAGUUGUGUGCAUUGUCUAUUUGAGGAGAUUUAUUGCGUUUGUGAUAAUGCUGGGACGCACAAUCUAAACAUCCUCAAAAGUGUAGAUAACCUGGUGAUUUUAUUUACAUCUUCAAUGUGUGCGACUGUUAAGAAACACUUUUAUCUGUCCAAUUU